UCAUCUUAAAUAUAAAGCUAGCUCAUAGUUGAGAAAUGCUUUUUGAAUAUUUCAGAUAUUUGAUUCCUUGCCAACUGGGGAAUAUUAAAUCUAUCUGGCUCCACCUGAAUAAUCCCUCCCAUUGGGACAGGGAGAGGGAUAGACGGAGAGGGAGGCAACAGGCAAGGGGAGGGGGAAGAGUGCACUGAGAAGGGCAUCCAGUCUCUUGAAAUUAUUUCAGAUAUUGGGUAAGAUUUAGACUGAAGGUAUUUCUUAAGACCUAAGAAAAAGUCCAUCUCCAGAGUUAACAUGUUAUAAAUUCCCGAGAAUAACUGUUAAUAAGAUUUGACAUGUUUUGUGAAAAGAAUAUAUCAUGGGUGACAAAGUUCCGAGGUUCAGGGGGGUAAAAAAGAUCCGUGAGGUGAUAUCUAUUUCUGUUUCUAUAGUCACUCAACUCACUCACUCAGAGAUUUAUUGAGCAAGUAAAGUCCGUCUGCUGAUGUAGUCUGCCACUCUGAUCCGGUUUCUGCCUCCAUGAUCCCAGACGCAGACGCAAGACUGGGAACUAUAAAAGGAAAGCUGUAAGCCUUUGCGGCAGGGGUGGGCAGGAGGCUCUUCCUGUGGAAACAGGACUUGGGCUAGCAGGAGUAAGUAAUCAGGAGAACGAGCGGCACUGAUGUGGCAGUUAGAGGGGACCGGCACGUACAAAUUCCGGAGAAACUGAUUUUGGAAAACUCCAAGGCCCUCAGACUGCAGGAGCGCAGCCCUCUGCGAUGGGCUCCCCCAGCACGGUUCAUUAUUUAGACUUACAUCUUUUUUUUUUUCUUUUCUUUUUUUAUUGACUUACAUCUUUAAGACGUAUGGUCUGCAAGUAGAUAACCAUACAAUAACAGAAAGCUUUUACUCGUGCAUUUUAGCCAGCACCUUUUGUUUCUUUGUUUAAAAUGCCAGUUGCUUUUAGGCGAGGCAGGCAUUUUUGGAUGUCAGGGGCCAACUAUCUCUACUGAAAUCUGUUCGUACAUGUACAAGCUGUCUGAACCCUGAAGUAAGGCCGCUUGCCUCGUUCACCAGUGAACCAUUGUACUAGAUUCAGCAAUUAAAAGAGCAAUCCCGACAAAGAGCCGAGAGGCAGAAAAGCCUGGAUUAACCAGCCUGGAUCAACAGCCUGGGAGGAGCCGGUGCCCCGAGCGCGGAGUAAAGGGCGGGGCGCAUGCGCCGCUACGCCCUGUGUACGUGAGGCGUUGCCAAGGCAGCGGGGAAAGGCGUCACCCGGAAGAUGAGCCCAGUGGAGACGUUGGCAUCCAAACUCCCGCGAUGUGGGCUUUUCCCUCACUAACUUCUCAGAUAAUGUUGACUACAGGAAAGCAGACCAUGAAUUGAAUGUGACGAAAUAGAAUGAGGGUCUGUCCAGAAGUCGGAAAAUUCAAAAGGAGGACGGAAAAUCAGCCUAAAUGGGCACAAGCGCUAUGACACACCUUCCCUUCACUAAUGAGGUACAGAAUUCACUUAGCUCCUCUGGAGGACGGCAGACUUGGUCCCAUGCCUCGGAGAGCCAAUUGAACACUGAAGAUCCGACUACAAGCUUGGAUGAACAAGACAAACAAUCUGAGCUUUCAGAGUCCAAAAAUAAUGAAAUGAAGCUGAGUAAAAAAUGGAUCAACUACCUCAAGGGGAAAGAAACUAACUCUGGACGACACGAACCACACAAUAAACUUCAAACAGAAAUCACGCGGGUACCCAAUGAAGAAGCGCAUGCCCGGCAAUCUUUUUGCACCAUUAAGAUAAACUUGAUCCAUCACAGAAUGAACUUGAAGGAGAGGAGCAGCAGACAUAAAAAACUGCAGCUUAGAUUGAAUGAGGAGGAGUCAGAGAUAGAUGCCUUAAAUUGUACUGUACCCGAUGAACUUUUGAGCAGAGUCUAUUUUAAAAACAUGAAUGUGACACUAAAACAAAUGGAAGCAGCUAAGCAACACAUUUUGUCUCAGUGUCCUAGUUGUAAUAGGAAAAGAGCAGAGCUGGCUCAGUCUGCAUUCCUGAGACAAAAGAAGACUUUACUGGAGUCACUUCUAUUGGAAGAGAAAAUUGAUGAAUAUCUUCAUACUACUGAUUUUCUCACCCGUGUGGGAGAAGCACAUCAGGCCCUUCCCAGGCUCUUGGAUGAACCCAGAAUAAUCUGGAAAAGACUGAAUGAGAAAACUCAGAUCCAAAACUGUAGCUUUGAAAGAUAAGAUACAAAGCAGAUGUAGCCACUUUACCUAAGCAAAUAGGAGAUGGUGAUUGUUACCGAUAAUAUGUAAUGUGUAUAGAUGUUCCUGUUGUGUAUUUGGGUAAUUACUAUUAUUUUGACAGUCAUUUGAAUGUGAAACUUUCAUACUUCUUUCACAGAUUUGAGGGCUAAGAACUUUCCAUCCUAUAUGUUUUUUAGAGUAUAGAAGAUGAUGUUGUAGUUUGAAUGGUUACAAAGUUUUUACAGGGAUCCAGGAGAGAGGUAUUGGUGGUUGGGACUACUGACAAUAAAAAGAGAAAAACAUACAGUGAUGUUAGAGAUGCUUAGGAAGUAAAAAUUGACUUUUUGUGAUGAAAUGACUAUGGAGAUUUAAUAAAAGGAAUAUGUUAAAAAUGUUAGUACAGUUCUCACUUGUAUACCUGGAUGAAUGAUAAUUUCAUUAAGAUAGGAAAACUAGAAGAGGGCCAUGUGUAAUGGGAGUGAUCAAUAGUGUAAUUAUUUGUCAUGAGUAGUUCAAGGUACAUUUGAGAUAUACACAUUUAGAGUUGGAGGAAACAUUAAGUUGUUUGUACAGACAGCUUGGAGAAAAAGUCUAGAGAUUUGAAAUAAAGGGACAAGUGGAGAAAGUAUUGACAUAUUUGGAAAUUGAAGCUAAAGAUGCAGUGAGCUCUGCUGAAGGAGAAUAGAGUGAGAAUAUUAGCAAGGUUAGGACUAACUCUUGAGAAAUGUUAACAGUUGAUGGCCAGGUAGGGUGAGUAAACUCAUAAAAAAUGUUGAGGAAUAAAGGAAACCAAAACUGUGUUGUGGCACAGAAGUCAAGGAAAGAGAAUAUUUCAACAAGAAUGGGAUAUCUUUCCAUGUCAGCGUAACAUAGAGAACACAUAAAGGAUGAAUUAAUCAUGUGUUGGACACUGUUGAUCUUAGCAAUUGCCAUGAUAGAAAUGGGCUAGCCCGAGUAGAUUAAGGAGUAAAUGAAUAAAGAAAUAAAUAAUAUGCAUUGGACUAUUCUUUUGAGAAGAUUAGUUGUGAUGGGAAAUAGAGUUGAAGCUGGAAGUAAAUGUAGAGGUGAGGGAAGAAAGAAACUUUGGUCAUGAAGAUUUUAUGAAACUUCUGUUAUUUUCCAUUCUGAGGAAAGAUUACUGCGCUACUUAAAAAAGCACACAUAGGAAAAAUGUUGCAUGAUCAAUAUUUAGUAUUUACUUUCUCUAUAAAAAUACAAAUCCUAAAAUUAGUGGUAUUUCCUAGUGGUCAUUUUUCUACAUGUUUAACAGCUAAGCUGUUUUUAUGGAAGAAAAAUUUGCUUGCAUAGUCAGCGUGAGUCUUUGUAUACUAAGUUGUUUUACUCUUUGUGAACUUCACACAUAUAAAGAUGCUCUUUUUUUAUAAUAAUAUAUUUCCUUU
Molecule: messenger RNA, 3607 nt
Organism: Heterocephalus glaber (naked mole-rat)
Lineage: Eukaryota; Metazoa; Chordata; Mammalia; Rodentia; Bathyergidae
Gene: CUNH8orf48
Product: chromosome unknown C8orf48 homolog
Source: RefSeq, a predicted model, not a curated record